Molecule: messenger RNA, 3280 nt
Organism: Rhizophagus irregularis DAOM 181602=DAOM 197198
Lineage: Eukaryota; Fungi; Glomeromycota; Glomeromycetes; Glomerales; Glomeraceae
Biological process (GO): mismatch repair; mitochondrial DNA repair
Cellular component (GO): nucleus; mitochondrion
Molecular function (GO): mismatched DNA binding; ATP binding; ATP-dependent DNA damage sensor activity
Source: RefSeq, a predicted model, not a curated record
AUAUAAUGAUAAUAAAAAAUUCAAUAUAGGUUUUUAUUAAAUGAAAAAAAGUAUUUAAAAACCAAUCAUAUCCAAGAGUCUAGGAUAAGAAGUUGACUCUGAACUCCGGGGUCUAACUGAGUCAAGUAUAAUUCGAAUUUUCUUUUUAUCUGCGAGCGAGAGAAAAGCAUUUCGGAAUGAGAUUUGGUUAUCUUCAUAGUUUUGUUACAACGUUAGUAAAAACGCGUCAAUCAUCAAAACAUUUUUGUACUUUCUAUUGCAAUGUUAAGACGAAAGCAGUUCCGGCAGUUGAUUUAUUUUUUAAUAAACGAGUACAAACUACGUUGCAACCAUUCUGUCGCGUAAAAACACGCUAUUCUUUUAUCACUCGUUCAAAAAAGACCUUUACUUUAUCCGUAAAUAACUUGCCUAAAAUUUCGGAUAAACCGCAAAACGAUAAUUUAUACAAAGGACCAGAAUGGGAUAGUACAGUUGGUAAGGCAGUGAGACUUGCUCAACUUGAAUAUCCAGAAUGCAUUAUUUUAACACGCGUUGGUUCUUUUUGGGAGUUAUAUUUCGAGCAAGCCACGAGAAUUGCGCCGCUUUUAGAUAUCAAACUGACUAAAAAGAAAUUUGGUCAAGAAUAUAUGCCUUUUGCAGGUUUUCCACUCCAACAUCUUGAUAGAUAUCUUACAACAUUGGUUAAUGAUCAUGGUUUCGCAGUAGCUAUUUGUGAGGAGUUUCUCAACGACAAUAAUGAUGAAAAAAUUAAAUUCAAGCGUCGUGUUACGCGUAUAAUUACUCCCGGAACACUUAUUGAUGAAAGUUUUUUACAACAGGAUAAAAAUAAUUUUUUACUUGCGAUUUCAUUAGACGAAAAAACAAAUCAUGUUGGAUUAGCAUGGAUUGACAUAACAACCGGUCAGUUUUUCAUGGCAAUGUGCGGAUUAGGAUCGCUAUCCGACGACUUGGCACGUAUUCGACCUAGUGAAAUUGUUCUAAGUGAACAAUUUAAAGUAAAUAAAGAACAUCUUAUAUGGCAACAAUUGACUCAUGAAAAGUAUGCUUUUGCAUACGAGUCAACCAAGUCUUUUGAUGCUACCAUACCUCAACCAUGGCAAUCUGAUUUGCAAUACAAAGGUGGAAUCGAAGAAGUCUUUUCCGGAGUUGAAAUACAAGCUAGUGCAGCUUUACAUAGAUAUAUUAGCAAAAACCUAAUUGAAAGAUUUCCUAAAAUCCAACUUCCAAUAAGAAUCAAUCCGGAAAAUACAAUGAUCAUUGAUGAAACAGCUUUGCGAUCACUGGAAGUUAUAACAUCAAUUCGUAAUAAUUCUAAAAAAGGGAGUUUAGUUCAUGCUAUUGAGAGAACAAAAACAAAAUCCGGCGCAAGAGCUCUCGAUCAAUGGCUACGCUUCCCAACAACGUCAUUAAGUGAAAUUAAUAAGCGUUUAAGUAUUGUGGAAUACUUUUAUCACAAUACACAUCUCACUGGUGACAUUCGACAAAUUUUGCAAGAAGUUGAUGAUGCACAAAGAACUUCACAAAAAAUUUCUUUUGAUUAUUGUGGACCUGAUGAUUUCAUUAAACUUAAGCGAACAUUUGAGGCUAUGGGAAUGAUAAAAAUGCGUCUACAAGAAGAAUUAAAAUUAAUGUCAAGUUCUAGUUUAGAAGCACUUGUUGAGCGUUUACAAUCUCAAGGUGAUAUAAUACAAAUAAUAACUGAAGCUAUAGAUGAGGACGCACUAUUAAGAAAUAAAGAAAUACCUGUUAAAUCAGGAUUAGCUAUUGAUGAUAUUAAUUCAGAAAUUGAAGGUGUGGCAACUGAGUUUUCAAGCAAUGAAGAUAAAGGAGUAGAAUUAGAUAAUAAAGGAAAGAACAAAAAUUUUAAUAAAAAAAGGAAAGAUAAGAGAAAUACAAUAAAAAAAGAUGAUAAAAAAUCUGCUGAUAUAAAUUUUGAAGAGGUGCAAGAUCUCAUCAAAGCAGAUAAUUGGAUUAUUAAGAAAAGUUUUUCGGAUGAAAUAAUGAGUCUUCAUAAUCAGCUUGAAGCUCUAUACUUUGAUAUGAUAAAACUCCGAAAACGAUGGCAAACUGAACUAAAAUCACCAUCAUUAGAGCUACGAUCACAUCCAAGUUUUGGAUUCAUUGUAGUUGUUAAACGAAAAAAUAAUUGUAAUUUAGAGCAAGCUCUAAAUGCAACUCGUAUUCAGCAUUUUAAAUCUAAGAAAUGGUUUAUUGUUCAGACAUGGACACAUCUCGGAGGUAAAAUUGAAGGAAUAAAAUCGAAGAUACGUGGAACUGAACUGAAUUCAUUUCAGAUUAUUAGAAAUAAGAUUUCUGAUAAUUGGAAUGUAACAAUUCGUAAUACGACUGUAAUUGAUGAAAUCGAUAUUGCAUCAUCUUUGGCAGCUUUAGCCAGAGAACAAAACUUUGUUCGACCUAUUAUGAAUAACAGUAAUAUUCAUAAAAUCGUUGGUGGCCGUCAUCCCAUUGUUGAAUCCGGACUUCAGAUGAAAGAACGUCCAUUUACGAAAAACGAUUGUUGUGUCGGAGAUAAAGAGCGAGUUUUAUUAUUGACAGGUCCAAAUAUGGGAGGAAAGAGUACAUUUCUGAGACAAAAUGCGAUUAUUUCAAUUCUGGCACAAAUUGGUUCAUUUGUUCCAGCUGAUUAUGCAGAAAUUGGUAUCGUGGAUCGAAUAUUUAGCAGAGUUGGUGCUUCUGAUAAUUUGUAUGGUGACCAAUCAACAUUUAUGGUCGAAAUGAUCGAAACUGCAAAUAUUCUUAAACAUGCUACGUCUAAGUCAUUUGUAAUUAUGGAUGAAAUUGGUCGAGGAACGGCAAUUUUAGAUGGAAUUGCUAUAUCUUACGCAACUUUGCAUCAACUACAUUAUGUAAAUAAAUGUCGAACUUUGUUUGCGACACAUUUUCACGAAUUAGCGAAUAUGACAAAUCAUUUUGAGCAUGUUGCUUAUUAUUGUACUGAUAUUAAGGAAAUUGAGAACGGAAGUUUUCAUUAUCUUCACAAAGUAAGGAGAGGAGUAAACCAAAAUUCGGCAGCAAUCAAAACUGCAAGAUUAGCAGGAAUGCCAAAUUCUGUAUUGGAUGUUGCAAAGAAUACUUUGCGUUCUUUACGGCUUUAUAACAAAUUCGUAGAUUUAGAUGCUAAUAUUAUUCGGAAUUUUAAUUUAAUAGAGUCUUGAAGUUUCUGCUACAAAUAAAUAAAAAUAAAUGUCACUCGUAAAAAAAAUUCCUGAUUAAUGCCGUUUUUAGGUAGAUCAGCGAUUACAAAUUUAAAAUAAUCGCU